GCUCAGGCGCCAGCCAGAGCUGCAGUGCCGACCCGCCAGAGGGAAAGCGAGGUCGGGCGAGGAGCCGCCGGCGGGCAGCGAGGCCCCUCUGACCCGCCUUCGAGGCCAUGUGCAUGCCGUGCAUGCCCGCUCCUAAUAAAGCGAUGGGGCCGGGAAGCGGCCGCCCGCUUGUGCGCGCCCUAUAAAUAUUCAGCCGGCCCCGGAGAUCAGCUCGGGUGGCUUGUGGGCUGCCUGACCCCGGCUCGGAAGAACAGCCGCCGCCGCCUCCUCCUCCUCUUCCUCCGCCAACACCACCGCGGGAAAAAGCCUAAGGCAGCGCAGUCCGAGCGCCCCUCCGCCCGGCCAAGAUGCCCCGAGUAGAUGCGGAUCUCAAACUGGACUUUAAAGAUGUCUUGCUCAGACCUAAACGGAGCAGCCUCCGGAGCAGAGCAGAGGUAGAUCUUACACGUACUUUCUUCUUCCGUAACUCCAAACAAACCUAUACAGGCAUCCCCAUUAUUGUAGCAAAUAUGGACACUGUUGGUACUUUUGAAAUGGCACAAGUUAUGGCUAAGUACACCAUGUUUACUGCAAUACACAAGCAUUACUCUCUAGAACAGUGGAAGCUGUUUGCAAGUGAUCACCCAGAAUGCAUAGAGCAUGUAGCGGUGAGCUCAGGCAGUGGGCUGACUGAUUUCGAGAAGCUGAUAAGUAUCAUCGAUGCCAUCCCUCUGAUCAAGUACAUCUGCCUGGAUGUGGCGAAUGGUUACUCCGAACACUUUGUGGAAUUUGUGAAAGCGGUUCAUGUCCGGUUCCCACAUCACACCCUCAUGGCAGGCAACGUAGUAACAGGAGAGAUGGUGGAAGAACUUCUUCUGUCUGGCGCAGACAUUAUUAAAGUAGGAAUUGGACCAGGUUCCGUGUGCACUACUCGGAUAAAAACUGGGGUUGGCUAUCCUCAGCUCAGCGCAGUAAUUGAAUGUGCAGAUUCCGCGCAUGGACUGCAGGGACAUAUCAUUUCCGAUGGAGGAUGCAGCUGUCCAGGAGACGUGGCCAAAGCUUUUGGAGCUGGUGCUGAUUUUGUGAUGCUGGGGGGCAUGUUUGCAGGACACGAUCAAUGUGCUGGAGAGAUUAUAGAAAAAAAUGGCAAAAAAGUGAAGCUUUUCUAUGGGAUGAGCUCUGACACCGCUAUGAAGAAGCACGCAGGUGGCGUUGCAGAUUACAGAGCUUCAGAGGGCAAAACAGUGGAAGUCCCCUACAAAGGAGAUGUAGAAAAUACCAUCCGCGACAUCCUGGGUGGUCUCCGUUCUGCUUGCACGUAUGUGGGAGCCGCCAAACUCAAAGAGCUUAGUCGAAGGACAACCUUUAUUCGGGUAACUCAGCAGCACAACGCAACCUUUUCUUAACCAAAGAAGAAAACCCCGGGCCUUUGGAGAUGUGAAAUUUGCUACGUUCUGUUUCUCCUCCACUUCAUUUCAUUAUUAUUAUUAUUAAUUAUUAUUAUUAUUAUUUGCAGAACAGGGAGGUGAUUAUAUUUCAGAUUUAGGAAAGAAGCAGGUUGCUUAAUACCAUUGAUUGUUUGUAAGGUUCACUGACAAAUGCGCGCACGACAAAUGCGCACCGACAAAACAGCGGCGAGA
Molecule: messenger RNA, 1619 nt
Organism: Thamnophis elegans (Western terrestrial garter snake)
Lineage: Eukaryota; Metazoa; Chordata; Lepidosauria; Squamata; Natricidae
Gene: GMPR
Product: guanosine monophosphate reductase
Exons: 9
Coding region: 348-1385 (345 amino acids)
Biological process (GO): nucleotide metabolic process
Cellular component (GO): GMP reductase complex
Molecular function (GO): GMP reductase activity
Source: RefSeq, a predicted model, not a curated record